AUGGUUGUUGGAUCAUUCAUUACCAGAGCUUUGAUACUUGUUCUUGGAUAUGCAUAUCCAGCUUAUGAUUGUUACAAGACAGUGGAGCUGAAUAGGCCUGAGAUUGAGCAGUUGCGGUUCUGGUGUCAGUACUGGAUUUUACUUGCAAUGCUUACUGUUUUCGAGAGAGUUGGGGAUAAUUUCAUAUCAUGGUUGCCAAUGUAUAGUGAAGCAAAGCUGGCUUUUAUUGUGUAUUUGUGGUAUCCUAAGACACAGGUUUGGUUUCCUGCUUUUUGUGUUGCCCUAACAUGUUAUGUCUUAUGGCUUGUCUCUAACAAAGGGUUAUUCCAGGGGACUUCAUAUGUCUAUGAGUCGUUCUUCAAGCCGUAUAUCGCAAAACAUGAAUCUGAGAUUGAUCGCAAUCUUCUUGAGUUGAGGACAAGGGCUAGUGAUAUGGCUGUUACUUACUUCCACAAGGUUGCAGACUACAGCCAGUCAAGGUUCCAUGAGAUCUUGCAAUAUGUUGCUUCUCAAUCACAAAGAUCUCGUUCUCAGGCACAGCAACAGCAGCAGCGUCCACCACCUCCACGGACUCGGAUGGCGAAUCCUGCACCACCACCUGUUCCUGCACCAACGGCACCACCGAUGCCACCACAGCCCGCCCAAGUUCCUCCUACUCCACCAAGGAUGCAGGUGCAAGAUAAGGGCCCAGUUCCAGUUGCCCCUCCUGGCGCAGUGCCUCCUGUGCAGCAACAAACACCUUCCGGUCCUGGCCCUGUCACCGGCAACAGCCCCCCAAACAGUGAAGACAUGCUGGUUGAUCAAUCUGGGCCAUCGACAAGCAACGUGCCACUCCGCCCAACAAUGCCUGAAGACGAGGAGACGCUCAUCCAGGAGGCUAUUCGGUUGACUCGGGGCCGGCUCAGGAGGCGCAUGGGUGGAUCUGGACCUCCAUCCAACUAG
Triticum turgidum subsp. durum (durum wheat) is the source of this 942-nucleotide messenger RNA. The record is from the annotation of a GenBank genome assembly. Lineage: Eukaryota; Viridiplantae; Streptophyta; Magnoliopsida; Poales; Poaceae.